Fomitopsis serialis is the source of this 3105-nucleotide messenger RNA. RefSeq lists its product as uncharacterized. Gene Ontology annotation, cellular component: cytoplasmic stress granule; cytosol. Gene Ontology annotation, biological process: positive regulation of translation. The record is from RefSeq and is a predicted model, not a curated record. The transcript is spliced from 6 exons. Gene Ontology annotation, molecular function: RNA binding. NCBI's taxonomy places the organism in Eukaryota, Fungi, Basidiomycota, Agaricomycetes, Polyporales, Fomitopsidaceae. The coding region runs from base 1 to 3105 and encodes 1034 amino acids.
AUGGUCUCUUCGCAGCCGCCAUCCAUCUCCAGGCCUACUGUGUCGUACGCCGACCGCGCAAAGGGCCUGCAAGUCGCAAGGGCAAAGAAUGGUCCCACUAUUCCACGGCCUCCUCAGCCGCCAAGUUCGGCGAGCAGUACAUCUGGAACCACCGCAAGCACGAACAUGAUCGCCUCCAAACCAACACCGCUCCCGAGUGUAGAGACUCCUACGCCAUCCGCCACCCAUCCGAGCUCGAGCUCACAUCCACUUCCUGCGCCGGCUACAACCAUCAUGAACGGUGACGUAAAAUUACCCUCUGCUGACUCGCCGCGCUCGGCACCGCAGGACGAGGUAGCAUCCACAUCUAGUCCUGCGCAAAAACUUGCGCCUCCUCCAACGAAUGUUUGGAACCGCCGCAUGGAACAAAUGGCACAAACCCGGGCGAAAUCUGGUCAGGCCUCCUCGCAGCCGCCACGGCCCCCACCCAGUCCUCAGAACCCUUCUCCCAGUCCCCAAAAUACUCACCAGGCUGCGGCUUCUUCAGGUUCCACGCUACAGAAUGUUACAAAUAACGCACAGGCGCCGCCGGUGAUUGUGGCGAACGGCACGAACAACGGUCACAGGCAGCAUCAGGGUGACGCGUUCGUCGUGCGACCACGGACGCGCGUCCCUCUCGUGGACGACGUUGAGAGCUGGCCGGAGGUGGGGAAAGCCGUGAGUAGCGGGAGUGGGCAGUCUGACCCAGAUCAUAGUGCGAAGGGGCAAGAGAAGGGAGACACAGAGGGCGAGCAUACAUCCGCGCCGACACGGAAGAGUGAGAAGCCAAAAUGGGUACCUAUCCCGGCUACCGAGCUGCAGGCUGCGCACGAUGCGCAACAACGCGCACAGAAUAUACGCAAUCGCUCUUCGCAACAUCUCAACGCGCACCCGCGAUCUUCGAACCAAGGUUCCAGCUCGGCAUCAGGGUCAGGGCCAGGCUCUCAAGGGCAGAGUCGAACGCAGUCUGUCGCAGGAGGGGCGCGCCAGUCCGCGUCGGGCUCGCAUGCAGGUUCUGUCUCGCAAUCGCAGACGCAGAGCAGGACGGGCAGCACACAGUCGAGCCCGCCUGGUGCAUUCGCCCGUGGCGGGCGGCGCCUGCCGGAGGAAAGCAUGACGUACCCGGCAGGCGCGAGUCGCAGCAUCAGCAUGCGUUCGUCGCGAACAGGCUCGCCCCAGACCUUCCACCCUACGCUCCCGCCCCCGCCUGAAGCCGUCGCCAGCACGUUGGGCUACCGCGGGAUCCCGCCCAGCCUGGGGAGACGAGGGUCCGGUCAAGGCGAGCAAGACCAGACAGGAAUUCCUCCGUAUUACGUGCCCAUGCCGCCGAGAUCUUAUCACUCGCCCCAUCCGUCCGACUCGCCUGCUCACCCACCAUACGCGCUGCCCCCGAUCGCUCCUGUACCAACAUUGUAUUCUACGCCUGGGCUCCAGCCGCCGCAGUCGGUGCCUUUCUCCGGGACGCCGCCCUAUCCGAUGUAUUCGCCAUACGGCUAUCCGUACCCACCGUAUAUGUUUUGGCAACCUGGCACGUCGCCAGUUGCCCCUGAGGGCGUUCCACCACCCAUGAUGCUUGGUCGGCCGCCUCUGUCCGGAGAGAACGAGAGUACGGCAUUGUAUCGCGAGCCUGGGCAGGGGGAGCAGAGGCAGCGCGGCGCCGUGGAGAGGGGCAGGAGGACACGGGAGUUGAGCUUUGGGACCAUAGAUGCGGAGGUUGAGGCCGGUCAGCCUGAUGAGGAGUUGGGCGUGUUAGGGCUUCGCUUGACCAGCGAGGAACCGCAGGAGGCGACAACCACCAAGCCAACACCACCAUUUGCUAUAGGCGUCGCCCCAGGUGAGACGGGACCUGCGCGCAUACGUCGCGUACCCAUUCCAAAGGUCGUCAUCGACCUGACGGAGCCUGGCGAGACGAAGUGGGAGUUCGGCACGACAAGUCAGGAUGAAGCUGAGGUUAUUGCUGAGGUGGGUCCCCGACCGGCUCAUGUCAAUGGUACAGUGCAGCCUGCACCGUCACACCCUGGUCCAGCGCUUGGUGUCACCAGGAUGGACGCGGUCCCGCCGCCCUUCGUCCACCCGUCCGCUUAUGCACCUCCGCCCACCUUGCCUCCGAUCAUAACCACCACGAACGGUCUCGCACCCGCACACUCGCCUUCUAUGCGGGCGUCGGCACUGCCGCCUCUGUCCGCUUCCGAUGUGGGCCAGAGCGAUGACCUGCGGGUCAAGGACUACGGGUACGGCUUCGGUCGGAAGAACUACGGACCUCUCUCUGCGGGCGGUGAGCGGCGCGACUGGCAGGGUGAGCGUCCGCCGGAGAGGGAGUACUACGGCCGCUCAAGGCGAGGAUCGUUCGGAGGCUACGGGUAUGAUCGUGGCGGCCACGAGCGGGGCGGGUACCCAGGGCGUAGGGGCCGUGGGGGCGGCCGUGGCUACGAGGGAAGAGGCACGUACCAUGCACGAACACAUUCCAGGGGCGGCGGAUACCAGGGCCGCCAGCCUCCUUUCUCGGCUCAACAGCCGGCGUCAGUGCAGACCGACGUCAAUGGGUACUACGCGCCGCCGCCUCAGGGAACUACGUACUACUCUCCGGCGUACGAGCCUUAUGCCGCCGGCUACCCCGCUCCGCCUGCGAAUCCGCCCAUACUGCAGAACAUGCCUUCGGGCGCGCCCCUGCCCAUGCCGGUGACGCCGCUGUCCUUCCCACUGGACUCUGUACGGUACUACCUUCUCGGCCAGCUGGAGUACUACCUCAGCACGGACAACAUGGCGCAGGACUUCUUUCUGAGGCAGCAGAUGGACUCCCGCGGGUGGAUAUCAAUACCGCUCCUCGCGUCGUUCAAGCGCGUGCAGCAGCUGACGACGAGCUUGCAGCUCGUGAAGGACGUGCUUGCCCUGUCUAGCCUGGUCGAGGUCAGAGACGACCAUGUCCGCAUGCACCAGUGCGCGCAGUUUAUCUUGCCCAACGCGCCUGAGAGCACUGUGGAGGCUCUUGCCUAUGAUGGGAGCUUUGCGACUGUGCACGGAGAGGAGCCUGAGGAGGAAGAGGAAGACGUCGUCUUCGUCUUGGAGCGCCCCGCUGCGGAGGCCUGA